AUGAAGGGCAUAGAUGAGUUCUAUGAGGACCGAGAGUAUCCUGAGAUGGGAGAAUUGGAGGAGUUAUCGAAUGAGGCUGAUAAGAGCGAGGACACGGAUGAUACGGGAGCGAGUGUGGAGGCAGCGGAGAAGCAGGAAGAGGAGAUAGUCACCAUGGAGGCAGCAGCAGUGAAUGGUGGAGAUGGAGAUGGUGUCAACACUUUUGCAGCAGCGAUCGUGGUUGAAGAUGAAGCAGUAAAUGCGAAGUGUGUGGGAGUCGCUGUGAAAGGGGACAUCAUGGUGAAAGGAUCAAAGGCGAAUGCAACUGCAAAGGGGCGAGUGCUUACAAAGGAGGAACAUGUUGAGGGGUAUGAGACCCGAGAGGUGUUGAGUGUUAAGAUGCCGAGGAGAAGUGAGAGGCUUAAGAAAAUGUCUCAAGGUUUGGACGUCAAGGCGCUCAAAUUCAAGACACGAUCCGCGCUGGAGAGCGUCGCGCGUGCGCGCCUUUUCUUCGGCAUUCCCCGUCCCGUGGUGAGUGUGCCUCCCGCUCCCCCCCCCCCUUACCCCUUUCUCCCCCACCCCCCCCCUUUCCCCUCCUUCUUCCCCCCCCCCCCCCUCUUUCCCCUCCUUUCUCCCCCCCCUUUCCCCUCCUUUCCCCCCCAUCCCUCCACCCAGGAAAUAGACGCCCUCCCCCUGAAAAACAAAUUCCCCCGCAUCACACCUCCCCCCACAUCACACCUUCCCCCACAUCCCACCUCCCCCCGCAUCCCACCUCCCCCCGCAUCCCACCUCCCCUCCCCCCACAUCCCACCUCCCGCCACUUCAGGGUCCGCGCUGCAGGUGGUGGGUGGUGAAUGCGUCGACCAUCGGAGAUCCGCGCUGCAGAUGGUGGGUGGUGAAUGCGUCGACUAUCGGAGGUCCGCGCUGCAGCUGGUGGUGAAUGCGUCGACCACGGGAGUGACUGAUGAGGAGCUGGAGUGCGGGGGCUUCCUCCUCAUGAUUACAUGCGAUGCACAGGGCCGUGUGACCGGCAUGUUGCUUCCCUAUAUGGCUGACGUUCCAUCUGACAUCGUCCAACUCUCCCGCCUGGAAUCACUGAGCAUGGAGGGCAACGGUGCCAUGCCCAGCCUGCCUUCCGUCCUCGGCUCUAUCACCUCCCUCACUCGCCUUAACAUGGUCUCAGCUGCCAGUGGCGGCACCAUCCCUCCAUCUUUCAUCCGACUCAAGAGACUGCGGCAUCUAGUCCUGAUGAACAACAACUUGGACGGCCCCAUUCCUGCCUUCCUCUCCUCCCUCACUGCCCUAACACACCUAUCGCUCGGUUCCAACCAGCUGACCUCGUCCAUCCCUGCAAGAAUCUCCAGGCUUCAAAAGCUCGUUACACUUGACCUGUCGCGCAACCAGAUCUCCGGCUCCCUGUCUCCCCUCACAGCCAUGCCACUGCUGAGCCAAGUUAAUCUGGAAUUCAAUCUGCUCGGUUCGACUCUGCCAAGCUCUAUCUCCAGACUCAGGCGGCUAACUCAGCUGUCUCUUACAGACAACAAAAUCAGUGGGUCUGUGCCUCGGGCCAUCUCAGGCCUCUCUAACCUCCAGCUCCUGUACCUGGGAACCAACAACAUCACGGGUUCUAUCCCAUCUGCCAUUGGCUCUCUCAAGAAACUCGUUGCCUUGGACCUGUCAUACAACCCCAUAUCAGGCAGCCUGCCUGCAGCUAUGGGCUCCCUCAAAUCCCUCAGAAUGCUUAACAUCAAGUCAGCAUGUCUCAACAACUCUCUUCCUCUCACCCUUACAAAGCUGCAAGCGCUAGAUAGCAUCAACUUGCCCUACAACCAGCUCUCCGGCUCAUUUCCUGGCUUCCUCGCUAACCUGACGUUUCUGACUUUAGUUGACAUGAGUGGUAACCAGAUCAAUGGCUCCCUCCCACCCUCGUUAGGAAACUUCACGAACCUCUACAGGCUGCAACUGUCCAACAACAGCAUCACCGGUAGCAUCCCAGAGGCUAUGGGCCGCCUUUCCGGACUUGCCUUCCU
Closterium sp. Naga37s-1 is the source of this 2009-nucleotide messenger RNA. Lineage: Eukaryota; Viridiplantae; Streptophyta; Zygnematophyceae; Desmidiales; Closteriaceae. The record is from the annotation of a GenBank genome assembly.